GGGUGCGUUCACUUGUUUGUAAACUUCCUGGAGACGCUGCUGUUGCUAGCGUUUUAGCUAGCCGUUUGGUGAUUACAGUAAUAGAUUAAAUCACCGAAUAUCUUAAAAACACUCGUGACGUUACGUUAGUGACGUAAUUUAAGUUACUAAUCGCUGUAUGUCAGCGCGUGUGUGCCGUUAAAUCCGGUGUGUUUACAGGUUAGUGACAGCGGGGAGCUAACGGUGCUAGCUGGCUAACGUUAGCGACAACUUGGUAAUAAGGAGCAGCAGUCAUGAUGGCGUCUAGUUACAACGCCAAAGACGAGGAUGGACACAUCACCGUGUCCGGGCCCGGCGGCGGGACACUGCGGAGCAAGAAGCCCGAAAACACCGCGUUUAAACAGCAGAGACUUCCCGCAUGGCAGCCGAUCCUCACCGCGGGCACCGUCCUCCCUGCCUUCUUCAUCAUCGGACUCAUCUUCAUCCCCAUCGGCAUCGGCCUGUAUGUAACGUCCAACAACAUCAAGGAGUUUGAGAUUGACUACACAGGAGUGGACAUGUCCAGUCCCUGCUUCAACUGCUCCCAGAACUUCAGCUGGAACAGCACAAGGCCGUGUACCUGCACAAUACCCUUCUACCUGGACCAGCCAUAUGAAAACAAUGUCUUCAUGUAUUACGGCCUCUCCAACUUUUACCAAAACCACCGUCGCUACGUCAAAUCAAGAGAUGACAGCCAGCUGAAUGGAGACCUUGAAUCCCUCAUGAAACCCAGUAAGGAGUGUGAGCCAUAUGCUUACCAUGAGAACAAGCCAAUCGCACCGUGCGGAGCCAUCGCCAACAGCAUGUUCAAUGACACGUUGGAGCUGUUUUACAACGACCCCAACGGCACAAAGAUUCAGAUUCCUAUGACAGCAACAGGAAUCGCCUGGUGGACGGACAAGCACGUGAAGUUCAGGAACCCGACAGACAACGCAAACCUCACAGCAGUUUUCCAAGGUACGACGAAGCCGGUGAACUGGCGCAGGCCUGUGUACGAGCUGGACACUGACCCUCAGAACAACGGCUUCAUCAACGAGGACUUCAUCGUGUGGAUGAGGACCGCCGCUCUGCCCACCUUCCGCAAACUCUACCGCAUCAUCCCCAAGAAGAACAGCAUGGUUCCCACUCUGCUCCGAGGGAACUACACCCUGGAGGUCGUCUACAAUUAUCCCGUUCGCAGCUUCGAAGGCCGGAAGCGAAUGAUCCUGAGCACCAUCUCCUGGAUGGGAGGCAAGAACCCGUUCCUGGGCAUCGCGUACAUCACCGUGGGCUCCGUCUGCUUCUUCCUGGGCGUCGUGCUGUUGAUCAUCCACCACAAAUACGGCAACCGCAACAACAGCGCCGACAUCGCCAACUGAGACACCGGCUGCUCUCCUGCUCACCUCUGCAGCAGCAGAGAUCCUGUCUCGUGCAGGGACCAGAGGGACAGAUACAUUUCAAAAUGUAACAUCCACAGUUUAACUUCUCCAAUAAUCAAACAGGACUUUAAGUUUAAAAUCUCUUGACGACAGCUGAUUAUUUGCCAAAGUGGAUGGAAAAGUAGCCAAAUAUCAAAAUAUAUGUUCACAGAGUUUCCAUUCAGGCCUGGAAAGAUUUGAAAAGUGCUGAGAGAUUUAAUGAAAGAAAUUCUCAGUCUGGACUCAGUUAGGAUUCACACAGAUCCUGUGUGUUAAACAUUAGAUUUUCUUAUGUCCAUCUGAACGGAACGGUUUGACAUUUUUGGGAAAUAUGCAUCUGAACAUUGCUUGAAUACAGAGCUGAAAAAAUCCAAACUGCUUUUGUUUAUCUAACAUAUCUCCUCUAAGAUUAUAUCCUGGUAUCACAGUGAUAUCAGUUGUUAUCAGUUAAAUCUGAUAAAAGCCCAGAAAGAAUUUCAAAUCUUAGGAAAAAGAAGUUCUGCCCAGUUUGGGUUUCCAGACCUUUCCAGGCCCCUGCAGGACUAUGAGAUGCUGAUGUUGCAGUUAAAUGUGAGCUGGAGUGUUGUUUGUGUGAGUUGCAUGCUGGGUAACGGAGCUGUUAAUGUUGAUCCUGGAGCUGCUCGAGCUGCUCGUCUUUGUGCCUCGUUUCGUCUGUGACGUCCUGCUUUUAAACUAAAAUCAAGCUUUUACUGAGUCAUUGCACUUUUACAAUGUGCUGAGGAAGUUCCACAACAUGUUUGGAACCUGGGAGCCAUACAAAUAACAUGUUUUAUUUUUUGUAUUUAUUUCAAGAAUUGCAUUGUAAGGCCAGUAUUUGCACGCCAGACCUCAGGGGUUUUGAGUCUAAAGAGGGUUUAAAGUUUGCUGCCUUGAUUCGAGGAGGUUUAAGUCACAGGUGUGUAAAUCUACUGCAGGAACAUGCACAUUAACACGGUGUCGUAGCUUCAUUUGUUGUUGUUUACAUGCAGUAAUAAAAGAUUAUCAGUACAGCAUGACAGAACAGUAACAGUGUGAUUAGAUACGUGUGAUAAAUGUUUAUGUGUUCAACAUUUACACUAGAGUCAGUCUAAUGCACACAGGUAGUUUCACACUCACAUCCUGCUGUUUUCAUCUGAUAAUAAACUGAGAUUAUAGAUUAUAGAUUACAGAUGCUGCAUGUUAAAAUCUGCUGAGUAACUGUUGUGUUUUGUACUUUUCAUUUUGUUUUAAUACAUUUCGUCAAGAUAAACUGUCACCUGCAAUUCUGACAAGCACUGCGUUUGACAUUUCUUUUGAUACUUCAUCUGUGUCAUAUUGUUGCUUUAAAGAAUAAAUUUGUCAUUUAAAUGAAAA
Messenger RNA from Lates calcarifer (barramundi perch), 2768 nucleotides. RefSeq names its product cell cycle control protein 50A. The record is from RefSeq and is a predicted model, not a curated record. The coding region runs from base 273 to 1376 and encodes 367 amino acids. NCBI's taxonomy places the organism in Eukaryota, Metazoa, Chordata, Actinopteri, Centropomidae. Gene Ontology annotation, cellular component: plasma membrane; Golgi apparatus; endoplasmic reticulum. Gene Ontology annotation, biological process: phospholipid translocation. The transcript has 7 exons.